CACGUGUAUUUUUAUGGUUUGUUUGUUUUGAUCUUGUUUUUCCGGUUUUAAGUGAAUACUGUUUAUUCAAAUUACAUUCUUAAAAAUUAGUAUAUCAUAUUUUAACCUCAUUUUACAUUAUGUUAAUUGAAUAGUCUUGAAAUAACAAGAUAAAAAGACAACCUGUUUAUUUAAUAAUGGGCAUAAAUCGUUAUUAAUAACUGACCUCUCCGUUUCAAGAUAGAUAACAAAAUGAAUUGUCAUUUUGAUUAGUCAACAGAUUAAUCAGUGUAGAAUGAAAAUUGUUUAUGAAAGAAGUAUGGAAUCUACUUAGAAAACGUUGAGGAUUAAAAUAAAUGUGGUUAGUGAUAGAAUUUGAUAGUUAGUGAAAAUUGUUUGAAAAGCGACACAAUCUCCGUUAACCGUCCUACUUUUUAAGAAAGCUCCCUCUGCAUCCGUUUUAUUAGUAGAUACUUUCACGGUCAUAUUUGCUACAAACCCACUUGUCAGUGUUCAGUAUAUGUUUAGAUUUGAACAACGCCAGAAUAAACACUAAUAGAAUUUUAAUCAAAACAUAGAAAUAACAUUUAUAUAAAUUAAAAUGUACGAUUUUAAUUGGGUCCAACUUGUAAUGUGUUUAAUGACCGUAAUAAUGGUGUUUAUGUCGGGUAUUUUAAACAAUUUUGAAAAAUAUUUACCUAAAUCGGUCAGCAGUUCGUUUCGUUAUGGAAAAUUCGCUGGCGAAAAAAGUGCGAUCUUGGAGGUUCCAAAAGCUUGGUUCAAACAUUUUUACGUAUUUUCUUCGAUUGCAUCAGUAGCUGCAUUUGUGCUUUUCGUUAAAGUUUAUUGUUACGAUUAUGAAACGCCCGAUUUUAUUUUGGAUGGAUUAGAUUUUGCGUUGGGGGCGAAAAGACAAAUUUCUGCGAAUCCAUCAAGAUCGUUUUUGGCAAUGUUUUUAAUAACAUUACAAUGCGUUCGACGACUUUACGAUACUCAAUUCGUGUCUGUUUUUUCGAAAAAAGCGAGAAUGAAUAUUACGCAUUAUUCCGUUGGUUUUAUUCAUUACGCCGCUGUAAUGAUAACACUUUUAGGGGAAGCACCUAAAUUUACAAGAGAUACAGUGAAUAUGGAGAUUAACUUAAAACCAACGGAUUUCAACGAAAUUGAUGUUUUUGCUACUUAUACAUUUUUAUGGGCCUGGGUUCAUCAAUACAAAGCUGCCGUCAUCUUAGCCAAAUUAAGAAAAAACGAAAAAGGUGAAGUGGUUAGUCAAUCUUAUCAACUUCCUCGUGGAGAUUGGUUCGACUACAUUUCAUCACCACAUAGUUUUGCAGAAAUAUUAAUGUAUAUUUGUCUUUUAAUGAUUAUACCAAGAAAUAUCACUUGGUGGUGUAUAACCGGUUGGGUUUUAUCAAAUCAAGUUGAAACAUCGCUUUUAACUCAUUGGUGGUAUCAAGAAAAAUUCGAAGAUUUACCAAAGAAUAGAAAGGCUGUUUUCCCGUUCUUUUUAUAAAUUAAAAACAAGUUACCAAUUAUCUCUAAUUUAUAAGUACUUUAGAAGAUCGCCAAUGGAAUGUGUGACGAAAUCAGGCACCAAAUCCAAAUCGCUU
Molecule: messenger RNA, 1589 nt
Organism: Onthophagus taurus
Lineage: Eukaryota; Metazoa; Arthropoda; Insecta; Coleoptera; Scarabaeidae
Product: polyprenal reductase
Biological process (GO): polyprenol catabolic process; dolichol-linked oligosaccharide biosynthetic process
Cellular component (GO): endoplasmic reticulum
Molecular function (GO): 3-oxo-5-alpha-steroid 4-dehydrogenase activity
Source: RefSeq, a predicted model, not a curated record